Molecule: messenger RNA, 1202 nt
Organism: Sphaeramia orbicularis (orbiculate cardinalfish)
Lineage: Eukaryota; Metazoa; Chordata; Actinopteri; Kurtiformes; Apogonidae
Gene: c1qtnf7
Product: C1q and TNF related 7
Exons: 3
Coding region: 145-1020 (291 amino acids)
Molecular function (GO): protein binding
Source: RefSeq, a predicted model, not a curated record
UGAAGCAGCUGAACUCUGCACACAGCUGUCUGAGAGAAAAGGACCAUUAACAUGUUAACAAAGGACUCAAAUCUUCAAACAGAACAGAAUCUAACAGGAUAGGACGAGGACAGCCAACACUGAAAACCUUGAUAAGCUUUGCAGAUGAACUGCUGCCAGCUGUGGGAUUUUAAGAUGUGGAUGUUAAUGGGCGUGGUCUGUUUAAGUCACUGUGUCUCUGGACAGCUGCUGAAGGGAGGACCCCGUCUGAUCUGCAGUGUCCCCGGGUCACCAGGCCUUCCUGGCAAACCUGGUCCCAGCGGACCCCCUGGAGGAGAUGGGAAUGUGGGUAUCCCAGGAAGAGAUGGCAGAGAUGGCAGGAAGGGUGAAAAGGGAGAAAAGGGAGACACAGGGUUAAAGGGCAGGGUUGGUCCAACAGGUAAGAUUGGAGAGCGAGGGGACCGUGGCCCUCCUGGAAAACGAGGCCCUCCAGGGGAGGGUGGUGACGUAGGCCUACCUGGUGCUCCAGGCCGCGAUGGAAAGAAAGGGGAGAAGGGCGAGCGAGGGCCGAGUGGAACGGCAGGAACAUGCCGAUGUGGCAGCCUGCUUCCUAAAUCUGCCUUCUCUGUGGGAAUCACCAGCAGCUACCCCACAGAGAACAUCCCCAUCAAAUUCAACAAGGUCCUGUUUAAUGAGGGCGGACACUACAACCCACAGACGGGCAAGUUCAUCUGCGCCUACCCAGGUGUCUAUUAUUUCUCUUAUGACAUUACACUGGCCAACAAACAUCUCGCAAUUGGUCUGGUGCAGAAUGGCCAGUAUCGAAUCAAAACCUUUGAUGCCAACACGGGAAACCAUGACGUGGCCUCUGGGUCCACGGUGAUGUACCUGAACCCAGAAGAUGAGGUGUGGCUAGAGAUCUUCUACCAUGACCAGAAUGGAUUAUUUUCAGACCCAGGCUGGGCUGACAGUCUGUUCUCUGGCUUCCUUCUCUACGCUGACACAAACUACUUUGACACACUGGCAGAGGAUUACGCAUAGAGCUAUGAAAACACAAAGCAAAAGGAUCAAAACAUCUUAUUUUGGUUUUAUUACACAUAUGGUAUGACAUGCUAUAUUUUUAUAAAGAUGUUUGUUCUGAUACUUUCAUUAGUGGUUCAGAGGUGUAUCUACUGUUUUUAAAUGUAUAUAAAAUGUAGAUAAUUUCAUAAAACUUUUAUCAG